AUGAAGCCGUUAUACCUCAAGCCGAGCAAGAACGGCGAUCCUCUCAGCUGGGCCUUCCGCCGAGUCAAGAGAGCCGUCCUGCUACCGAUGCUCCGUAGCGAGUUCGUCUUCCGACAGAACGGGCAGUAUAGGAAUGCGGCCAAGAAGCUACAGGACCUGCUGACUUUGCUCAUCCGUCAACAGAUCACUGGACCUUAUGGUGCGUCGGUGUACGAGAUCCUGCAAGUCAACCUUAUCAAUGAGACGUCUCGCUAUCGUGCAAUCCAGCAUCAGUGCGACGAAACGUUGCAGCGCAUCAAGAUCAGAGAGGACGUGGCCAUGGUGGCAAAGGCUCUCAUGCUAUUACGCGCUGAAGAGAACCGUCUGACCACUAUGUACGAAAAGUUGAGGUAUCAGUAUUUCGAGCUGGUCUUGAAUGACUACGAAAAUCAGUGGACGCGUGCCAUUGUGGUCAGCCACCACAGUGCGCCUGAGCGACUGAGCCGCUGGUUCCAUGGUAUGCAAGGAACGGGCAUGGGUGCUCUUGUGAAUGUGCCUCGAUAUCUGCAAAACCAAGGGUGA
Molecule: messenger RNA, 561 nt
Organism: Cyphellophora europaea CBS 101466
Lineage: Eukaryota; Fungi; Ascomycota; Eurotiomycetes; Chaetothyriales; Cyphellophoraceae
Exons: 1
Coding region: 1-561 (186 amino acids)
Source: RefSeq, a predicted model, not a curated record